Messenger RNA from Monoraphidium neglectum, 1425 nucleotides. RefSeq lists its product as hypothetical. Lineage: Eukaryota; Viridiplantae; Chlorophyta; Chlorophyceae; Sphaeropleales; Selenastraceae. Gene Ontology annotation, biological process: amino acid transmembrane transport. The coding region runs from base 1 to 1425 and encodes 474 amino acids. Gene Ontology annotation, molecular function: amino acid transmembrane transporter activity. The record is from RefSeq and is a predicted model, not a curated record. The transcript has 5 exons.
AUGGUGGCGGCGCCGCCUGGGGCAGCGGUGGCGCCGUCCGGCCGGACGUCUGCCUUUGCGUCAUGCACCCUUGCGCUCGCCAAGGCCAUCAUCGGCGCAGGCAUGGUCGCGAUACCGCGCGCCUACCUGACCCUGGGCGCCGCCCUGGGCACCGCCAUGCUGGCCCUGGUGGCGUUGCUGGUGCUGCACAGCAAGGCCCUCCUGGUGGACGGCGCGAGGCGCUACCGCGGCGCCACGACGUACCGCCGCCUCGUGCAGUCGGCGGUGGGGCCGCGCACCGGACUGCUGGCGCAGGUCUCGGUCAUCCUGUUCUGCUUUGGUUUUGUGGUGGUCAACCUGGUUGUGCUCACCGAUGUUGUGAGGGGCAACCCCCCGGCAGCAUGCAACGGCCUCGUCUGCCUGCUGACCGGCGCCGUUAACGGACCGCUGGAGAGCCGCAGCCUGGUGCUCCUUGCCGUCGCGGGCGGCGCCGCCGCACCACUGCUGCUGCUCAGGUCAAUCCAGCGCCUGACCUGGCUCAACUACGCCGGCAUCGCGUCGUCCUUCAGCCUCGCCGCCCUGGCCGCUGCCCUGGGCGCGUCCGCUCUGGCCCGCGGCACCGCCCAGCCGCUGCCCUGGAUGCCGCCGCACCUGGCGCCAGACGGGCCCACUGACGGCGGGGGUGACAACCGCACCCCCUGGCCCAGCAGCGGCGGCGGCAUCGGCAGCCGCGGCGUGCGGGGUGGCGACGCAGCUGCGCGCCACCCCUUGGUGUCUCUUGUGGUGGACGCUGUCGGUGUCCUGGCGGUGGUGCUCACCAGCUUUGUGGCCCACCAGGCAGUGCACCCGGCCAUGCCUCUCCUGGGCGCAAGCUACACCCCGGCGCGCAUGCGACGCGUGUGCGCCGCCGCCCUGGCCAUUGCCCUCGCAGUCUAUCUCUGCUUUGCGGUGGGGGCGUGCCUGGCCUUUGGCCCGCAUCUCCACGCCAACGCGCUCUCAAGCUUUAGCGUGGCGGCCAUGGCGCCGCUGCUUGGCGGCGAGGGCGCGGCGCGCGGUGUGGCGGUGGCGCUGCUGGGCGGCUACUUUGUGACGGUGCUGAGCUCCCUGGUGCUGUUCGUGCACCCACUCAGGACCAGCUUGGCGGAGCUGGUGUGGGACAACAGUGGGGCAGAAGGCAGCGGCUUGGGCGCGGGACGCGGUACCUCGCGGGAAGCACGCUGCCACAGCGACGGCGGCGGCGGCGGCAACAGCAGCGACAGCGAAAGCGACAACAGUAGCGAGGACGGCAGCGGCGUGCGCGAUGUGGCUGCGGAAAGGGAGUCGCGCCACUACCUGGCUCUGACGUAUGGCAUCCUGGUCUGUGCGACAGCAGCGGCCAUCGCAAUCCCGGGUGUGCACCUGGGGCGAGGGACCCUGGCGGGAUUGCAGUGCAUCUGCCGGGCCUGA